CAGAAAUGAAUUAACCUUAAAGAAGUCUUUCAUAUUUGGGAAUGUCUAAAUCUCGUAUUCUGUAUAUCAUUUAUAAAGAGACUAUAUACCUGAAUAGAAUAGAACAUCUAGUGCAUUUUAUAAAAGAGAUGAGCUAAGCCGGUUAGAUUAAUAAUUAGCCAAAUAUGAAGAGUUUAAGAGAAAUUACAAGAGAAAUGAAUAAAAAUAUUCUUAUUUCUAAUAAUAGCCUAAGGAUUUGAAUUAAUCCUUUGUGGAAGAACGAUACUAAAAUUCUUAUAAUUAUCGACCUAAUUAUAAUAAUAAGCAUUUAUAAACAUAGCAAUAUGAUUACGAUAGAGAAGUUUACUAAAAGGAAACGAAUAAAGAAUCGCCAAUAAAAGUGGAACUAAGUUAUACUGCCCCUAAUAGUACCAAAAGAGGAGUUAUUUCUGAUACAGCUGCUUAUUUAAGGGAAAGGGAGAAGAUUAUGAAUUCGUUUAUGACUGAAUAAGAAAUUGAGAGAAUUAAAAGAAUUUACUUUAGGAAAUGA
This is a messenger RNA of Paramecium sonneborni, 529 nucleotides long. Lineage: Eukaryota; Ciliophora; Oligohymenophorea; Peniculida; Parameciidae. The record is from the annotation of a GenBank genome assembly.